AUGAUUUCUGUAUUUUGAAAGUUGUGUAUCUUGAAAACCAUUGUAUCAACAAUGGACUAAUGAAACAAAUAACAAAAUAUCGUUUUUGAGUGGAAUUUUCCUUUCACAGAGGUCCUCUGUUUUGUUUUCUAGUUCUGUGUAGAAAUGACAUUGUGUAUAUUUUUUAGUUAAGCGUUCCCUGUAUCACAUUUAAUGUAAUACUAUUCUACAUUCUGGGUGCUGCAUAUGUUUGGAGGCUCAGGUUGAGUACAAUACAAUGCAUCACUCUUUGAAUUAAGGAGAGACAAUUAUGUAACGUAAUAAAAUUGUGUUCAAUAAUCAAAAGCAGCCUAAAAGCAAGUCAUGAAUAGUGUUGUGUUUGUGUUUUAUUCCUCAAAGUGCAACAUUGGUAUAGGAAAGAUGAUUGGAAAUUGAAAUGAUGCAUGUUGCUAUUGUUUUCAGUGACUUUUUAGUACAUUUGAUCUAGAAAAUUAACAGUAAAAACAAGCAGAGAGCGAGAGAUCACAAUGUAAUCCUUUGCAUGGUUUACUGGCGUAAACAUUCAAAUGAGAACUGCAAAUGUGUGGCUGUGGUUCAUUAACUUCAAAGGUACUUAGUAAUUUGUGAAAUGUGUUUGCCUGCUGUUUAUGCUUCUCAUGGAGUAAUGCUGAUUUGCCUAUUUAUUCUUUGAAAACAAGAAUCAAAAUGAGUUGUCUAUCGGUGAUGUCUGUAGUGAUUGUUUUCCUCUUUCAUUUCCUUUAGGCUAUCUUUAUUUAUUUUUUAAAAAGGUUACCAUUUUAAUAUAAUAGAACUUAAUCAAUCUACUAUCUUCAACUAAAUACAAUGCAGAAAUUAAACAAAUAAUGGAUCUGAAUGGUGUGUUGUAAAGGAGAUGUUUUUAUGUUGGUUACGCUAUAUACAAGAGCUUGGUGUAAAUACAUAUUUCAAGCUCAUACGAUGUUGGAAUUUUGAAUUCUAAAUGUUUGAACAGGAGAGUCAAUAAAAAUCAGUGAUUAUUAGUUUAAUUUAUGUACAUUUUUGUGAUGCUUUUUAGACAUACAGGAAUGCUUAGGUGAUCCGUGUCUAACUUUGAGUGGUUUUAGUCAGCUACAUAGCUUUCUUGAUGGCUUUGAAAUGUGUAGGAAUAAUUUAUACCUACUGAAUAUUACAGUAUAUAACAUAACAACCUGUUAUUUUUAUAGAGCACUCAUUUAACAUUUUGCUGAUACUACUUGAAAAAUAUUUGUGACAUACUGUACACACCUAUUAUGUGAGGAAUGUAUGUCCUGUCUCCUUGUAUUACUCAGGGCAUAGUUGUUUUGUGGGGUCAGAACAGUUGUCCAAGUUUGGUGUCAUUGAAGAAGAGAGGGUUAUCUAUAAACUCAGAGCUAAAACUCCAUCCAAGGUUUACUAAUGGUACCAAGUCCGUUUUCAAUUUCAGUUAGGAAUGUCGAUUUCAACACAAUAUAAAAUCUAACUUUAAUGCUGCAAGAUGUUUUGACAGGAUAAAGCUCUCUUUUUCCACAUUGACAUGAUCAUUCUCUAUAGCUGAAAUACCCUGCUCAUAGAAGACAGUACUUUAAGUAGAUUUUGAUUAGUCAUACCCAAUAAAUGACCAACUCCAACGGAGUGAAACUACGUGCUCAAAUAAGUGAAACAUUGCUAAUUUGCAACCGGAUUAAAGAUAAUUGGUCAUCAUUAUACGCAUACUAUUUCCUGUGGCAUGCAGUCUAACAUCCAUAGUCACCUUACGUAGCAUACUAACCAGUCUAGGUCCAUCGACAGAAGUGGAAACGUACCUUUAAAAUGCAGGAUGUAGAGAUGCCCGGACAGUGUUCAAUGUGUGUUGUUGCUCUCAUUAUGACACUUCUAGAACCUCUUUUUAAAAAACGUACUCUAUAAGAAUGAAUUCGGUCCAAUGUCAAGCGGGUACCUUCAUUUUGAGGGAGGAGUUAGCUAUCCGUCAACUCUUGGUUGACUUUGGUACCUCCUUUUCAAGACCUGCAGCACUUGGGCCAAAUAAUGUAUAUGUCAGUAAGCCUAUCCAGCAGUCACGGUGGAAGGACACGGCCAAGGCUUGCACUGAGCAUCUCAAAAAGGGUUUAUUGCCUCUCAAAACGAAGACACCACACUCAAGUAUCAGAAGAACUGUGGCUAGAAGGAGCAGAGAGAAGAGCACCAUCCACUGAGCGAGAACAAUAGCAGAGAACCAUCUGAAAAGCUGGUAAACUGCUAUCCAUAGCGAGAUGAAAUUCUUCAAGAAAACUAAAGAUGAGGAGCCAACUGCUCCAGGGCAGGUGGCAAUCAAAAAGAGAUCCAGAGUCCCUGGGGUCAUGAUUACACAGUUUGUGGAGGAGCUUCCUGAGGGCAUGACCACUCCUGAUUUCACCCGCAAACCCAUCGCUUUGACUAUUCAGGAAGGGAAAUGUGCUGUUUUCAAAGCAAUUGUGUCUGGUAAUCCGACACCAACUGUUCAUUGGACAAGAAGUAACGGAGAAGUAAAUGACCCAGAAAGAUACAAAAUGGUGUCUGAUCCAGCCACGCCUAAUGAACACUGUAUAGAGAUGCCGGAAGUAUCAACAGAACAAGCUGAUACCUACAAAUGCUUUGCCACCAAUGAGUAUGGAAAAGCUGUGGUCACCGCUAACCUCAAUGUAAUUGAAAUGGGAUAUAAGAAGAGCAAGGCUAUGAAAGAUGCACGAGCAGCUGCUGUGAAGCCACCUGAAGAUUUCAAAAGUCUCCUAACAAAAGCGGUUGUAGGACCAGACAAAGUUGAGAAAAAAGAUGGAGAAAUCGAUCCAAGGUUUUGGGAUGUGUUGAUGAGUGCCGACAAGAAAGACUAUGAGAAAAUCUGUCAUGAGUUUGGAGUCACUAACUUUCGCUGGAUGCUGAAGACACUGAAUGCGAAGAAGGUUGAGAGGGAGGAGGAACAAGCAAAGUAUGUCGAAAACCUCAGCAAUCUGAAACACAUUGAAGUCAAACCUGGUGGAGGUGCAGAGUUUGAAUUUGAGAUGUCGCUUAAAGACCCCAACGUUAAGAUCUUCCUGUUCAAGAAUGGAGUAAUGGUUCCUUUCAGUGUCGACACAGAAGAGAAGCAUUUUCUGAAGAAAACAGGCAGAAAAUUUACAUUUGGCAUUAAGGAUCUUGCAGGAGAUGAUGAAGGAUUGUACCAAGUGAUGGUGGAGGGAGUACUUAUCUUCUCAACUGACUUCAAAGUUCCCAUGGUGGACUUCCUGGUCAAGAUUCAGGAAGUGAAGGCCAUGGAGAGAGAGGAUGCCGUGUUUGAGUGUGUCCUGUCAUCCCCCAUGUCAAAGAUUCAAUGGACGGGAAGGAAUCAACCAUGUGAACAAGGGGAGAAGUUUGACAUCGAAGUGUCAGAGGACAUGCUCAUCCAUAGAUUGGUUGUGAAGGACUGUGCGAAACUGGAUGGUGGCAUCUAUUCAGUAUCUGCAGGGAUCAAGUCUUGUAAUGCCUUUCUUGUUGUGGAGGCUGAUAACGAUCCAGCCAGCAAGGGGAAAAAGAAAGUACGCAAAACAACUCGAGCAGGUGGGGGAGACGUAGACUUGGCUAAAAUAGCUGCAGAGCAGCAAGCUAAGCUGGCGAAAGAGAGAGAUGAGAGAAUGGAGUUGAAGAAGAAAAGGGUGAGAACAGGUCCACUGAUCCCAGACACCAUCAUAGUUGACAACCACUUGAUGUAUCCUCUAGACCCAGGAGUGCACUUCACCAGUGGAUUGUCAGACGUCAGUGUUAAUAUGGGAAACAGAGGGGAACUGGAAUGUAAACUGAGCAGUGACAACUGUGAAGGAAUCUGGUACAAAGAUGGAGAAGAGAUAGAAGCAUCAGAUGAUAUUGAGAUGACACAUGAUGGGGCCUUUCACAGGCUUAUACUGAAGAACUGCAAGGAGGAAGAUUCUGGCAAAUACCGAUUUGAGGCUGAUGGACGUAAAACAGAGGCCAUGCUCAUUGUAGAGGAUCCACCCAGAGUAAACCCAGAUGACUUGGCUGACUUCUCAAAGCCCGUCAUAAUAAAGGUUGGCCAGAGCGCUACCUUCAAGCUGUCUUUUAUGGGUCGUGACCCAAUUAAGAUCUAUUGGUACAACGAAGGUGAGGAGUUGGCAGAGGACAAACACAUCAACAUUGAGAAGUCGCUCACACACAGCCGCCUCCUCCUCAGCAAGUGCCAGCGGAAAGCCACAGGAGAAAUCAAGAUCAAGAUAAAAAAUGAAUGUGGAACCAUUGAGGGCAUAUCCAGGUUGAUUGUACUGGACAAACCAAGCCCUCCCCUAGGACCUGUGGAGAUCAUUGAAGCUUCUUCGGCUGUCCUUGACUUUAAAUGGAGGCCUCCCAAAGACGAUGGUGGCUCUCCUGUGAUCAACUACAUCCUGGAACGCCAGCAGCUGGGCCGUAACUCCUGGAUGAAGCUGGGUCAGAUCCCUGGAGAGCCCAAAUACAGGGACACCAAUGUAGACCAUGGCAGGAAGUAUUGCUACCAUGUCAGGGCUGUGACUGAGCAGGGCAUAAGUGAAAUGAUGGAGACAGAUGACAUCCAGGCUGGUACAAGAGCAUAUCCCGGACAACCUUCCUCACCCAAAGUGGUCAGUGCCUUUGCAAACUGCAUCAAUCUGGAAUGGGUUCCCCCUUCCAACACUGGAGGAACUAAUAUUCUAGGAUACCACCUGGAGAAACGCAAGAAGGGCAGCAAUCUAUGGGGUUCAAUCAACCAUAUGAAAGAGCCUAUCAAAGGUCAAGGGUUUGCUGUCAAAGACGUUAUUGAGGGAAUGGAGUAUGAGUUCCGUGUUGCAGCCAUCAACAUAUCUGGUGCUGGAGAGCCAAGUACCCCCUCUGAAUCUGUUAUUGCAAGAGACCCAAAGAAGCCCCCCGGUAAAGUCCUUGACCUGAAGGUGACGGGCUCCACCUACACCACCUUGUCCCUGGGUUGGACUAAACCAAGGGAGGAAGAGGGGGUUGAGGAUGAAGCCAAGGGAUACUUUGUGGAGAUCAGACCAGCAGCAAACCCAGAGUGGGACCGCUGUAACAAUAACCCCAUCAUCAUGACCUCCUAUAACAUUUUGGGUCUUAAGUCAAUGGCCAUGUACUGGGUGAGAGUGAUCGCCACCAAUGACGGGGGAGAAGGGGAGCCCAAAGGCUUGGAAAGCUACAUCAUUGCAAUGCCCCCCCCAGGCGAGUGA
Coregonus clupeaformis (lake whitefish) is the source of this 5168-nucleotide messenger RNA. RefSeq names its product immunoglobulin-like and fibronectin type III domain-containing protein 1. The transcript has 20 exons. The record is from RefSeq and is a predicted model, not a curated record. NCBI's taxonomy places the organism in Eukaryota, Metazoa, Chordata, Actinopteri, Salmoniformes, Salmonidae. Gene Ontology annotation, molecular function: protein binding. The coding region runs from base 2226 to 5168 and encodes 980 amino acids.